AUGACAUUCUCUGCCUGCUACUUCCAUCCUCCUCCUUCUUGCCUGUUGCUUACUCUACUCCUGGGACUCAUAGGAGCAUCAGGUAAGGAAGAGCUGCAGGAGAUUCAGCCUGAGAGGUCAGUGUCAGUUGCAGCAGGAGAGACGGCCACUCUGCACUGUACCGUGACCUCCCUGAGCCCUGUGGGGCCCAUCAUGUGGUUCAGAGGAACUGGGCCAGGUCAGGAGUUAAUCUACAGCCCAAAAGAAGCCCCUCUCCCCAGAGUAACAAAUGUUGUAGAUGCCACAAAGAGAAACAACAUGGACUUUUCCAUUCGUAUCAGGAACAUCACCCCAGCAGACACUGGUGUCUACCACUGUGUGAAGUUCCAGAAAAGAGAACAGGGCGACAUGGAGUUUAAGUCUGGACCAGGCACUCAUCUCACUGUGAGUGCCAAGCCCUCUCCUCCCAUGGUAUCCAGCCCUGCAGUGAGGGCCACCGCUGAGCAGACAGUCAGCUUCCUCUGCAAAUCCUACAGAUUCUUCCCUAAAAACAUCUCCCUGAAAUGGUUCAAAAAUGGCAAUGAGCUCUCAGCCUCCCAGACCAGUGUGGAUCCAGAGGAAGAUGGCGUUUCCUACAGCAUCACCAGCACAACUAAGUUGCUAUUGGCCCCAGGGGAUGUUCACUCCCAGGUCAUCUGCGAGGUAGCCCAUGUCACCCUGCAGGGGAGCCCUCCUCUCCGUGGGACUGCCAAUUUGUCUGAGACCAUCCGAGUACCACCCACCUUGGAGGUUACCCAACAACCCAUGGCGGGAAAUCAGGUGAACAUCAUCACCUGCCUGGUGAACAAGUUCUACCCCCAGCAACUACAGCUGACCUGGCUGGAGAACAGAAAUAUGUCCUGAACAGAAGUGGCCUCGACCCUCAUAGAGAACAAAGAUGGGACCUUUAACUACACGAGCUGGCUCCUGGUGAGCUCAUCAGCCCACAGGGAGGCUGUGGUGCUCACCUGCAAGGUGGAGCAUGAUGGGCAGCCAGCAGUUACCAAAAACUCCACGGAGACCUCUGCUCCCCAGAAGGACCAGGAUACAGGCCCAGAGAUUCUCCUGGCAGUUCUCCUCCUCAGCCCCAAGCUGCUGCUGAUGGUCAGUGUGUCUGUCAUCUUUGUCCACAGGAAGCGUUGA
Molecule: messenger RNA, 1161 nt
Organism: Capra hircus (goat)
Lineage: Eukaryota; Metazoa; Chordata; Mammalia; Artiodactyla; Bovidae
Product: tyrosine-protein phosphatase non-receptor type substrate 1-like
Exons: 5
Biological process (GO): positive regulation of phagocytosis; positive regulation of T cell activation
Cellular component (GO): plasma membrane
Source: RefSeq, a predicted model, not a curated record